Molecule: messenger RNA, 4512 nt
Organism: Aspergillus heteromorphus CBS 117.55
Lineage: Eukaryota; Fungi; Ascomycota; Eurotiomycetes; Eurotiales; Aspergillaceae
Product: isoleucine--tRNA ligase ISM1
Exons: 5
Coding region: 1-4512 (1503 amino acids)
Biological process (GO): isoleucyl-tRNA aminoacylation
Cellular component (GO): cytosol
Molecular function (GO): tRNA binding; isoleucine-tRNA ligase activity; ATP binding
Source: RefSeq, a predicted model, not a curated record
AUGACUUCCCCUAGGCCUUCACCACAAUCUCAGAUCUUCCCUGGAAAAGGGCUAGGGUUCAUAAGCAUGUUCCCGCCACUACUCCCAGUCUUGGAUAUGGCUAAUCUCCGCGUCAAAGCUCACCCCCAGAUCUACCCCGCUAUCGAUAUUGCCUAUUCCUCCUCAGAGCCUCUCAAAAAACCGGUGACUCUGCAGCUUCCAUCCAGCGGCCUUCGUUUGCGGUUCGACGGGCCCGACCAGAGGCUCCGUCUUAUCGAAGUACUCGACUUCACCAAGAUCGCGCUUGUCUAUAAGAAUCAGGAGGUACUCAAAGGGGUGAAACCGCAGGAAUCGGCGGUGACACAGCAGGGCCCCAACUUUCGCCAUGUCUACAAUCGUCUGUUCGGGCCUUCUUAUCCGGGAGAGUACAUACCGCCGACCAACCCGCAGUCGCCGUAUGGCACAUACGUGCUGUCGUAUCCCGGCGUCGCAUUCUCUUUUCCACUUCAGAACUCGGCAUGGUCUGACCAGUGUGACUUUGUAGCCUUGCUUUCCUCUUCUGCAGCCUUGCCGGCGACCUCGAUGUCCAUCUUCCAGGGUCCCUCAUGGCCCGAAUCUCGAAGCAAACUGUUCACUCAGCCGCCCCAGUUCCCCCGCUCUCCGGCCUUGGCUGGGAAGAACAGGGACUCUGUUCCGGACGAGAUCGAAGAGUUCCUGAUAUAUGGUGGCGGCAAGAUCGAAGUGGUCCGAAGAUCAACCCCAUCUGCACACAUCACCCUGUCAGAAACCACUCCGCAGGACCUGAUCGCGGAGUUUGGACCGCCAGAUGCCAUUUAUCGUAAACAUGAUCGAAGAAUCGCCAUCCACCGCGCCGCUGGCCGUAGCGGUGGAGGGGAUUCGCCACACAUGGGUCCGUCUUCAGGUAGAGGGCUAGAUGUUGACAUCGAUCAAUCUUCGAAUAACAGUGUUACUGAUGACUCAGAUGACGAACUCUUCCAGCCUAACGCCCUGGAUCCUUCCUCGCUGCCUGCGGAGUGCUUCUUCAACUACUUCCACCAUGGCUUCGAUGCGUUCAUCUCCUACCCGACGGCAGCUGGCCCUGCGUUCCCGGGAUCUGACAUCAGGGAUUCCACACCACCCUCGCCCUCAUCCCAGUUGGUUGUUACCAAGAUCAUCCUACAUGGAAACAUCCCAGGCUCAUAUCCUUUCAACCGUCACCGUCGCAGCCGUUGGAAGAUCAUCUUCAACCCGCCCACUGACCUCGUCACCUCGGAGACUCGCUAUGAGGAGGUUUCAGAGCGCCUCCGGUCACUCUGGAAGGGAUCGUACGCGAGCGCUGCGGAAGAGCGGGCUCUGCAACGACCCAUGGUUUUGAACCGAGGGUGGGGUGACAGCCCCGAAAGCAGCGUCGAGUUCCUCGGUGGAUGGGAAGAAAGUACCGGAAAGGGACAGAGAGCGGGCCAUGAAAGCCAUGACGGCGGUUUGGGUAACACAGAGCUGUUUGGGUUUCCUGGUCUUCUGUUUGAAGUGAUGAAGAACGGGGCGUACGGUAGUAUGCCGGACCUGCCACGGACGCUCGCUCGGUCCUGGUCGUCGACGCUCAAGCUCCCCAAGUCGACGUUCCCCGCACGCGUGACGCCCGCCGAUCAGACAAAAUACCUGCGGCGAUGCACCGACGACCUUUACGCCUGGCAACAGCGUGAGAGACCGACCGACCGGCCCUUUGUCUUGCACGAUGGACCGCCCUACGCAAAUGGCGACCUUCACGUCGGCCAUGCUCUGAACAAAAUCCUGAAGGACAUCAUCUGCCGCGUACAGCUGGGCUUGGGAAGGGGAGUCCGCUACGUGCCGGGAUGGGAUUGCCAUGGCUUGCCAAUUGAGCUCAAGGCUCUCGAGGCGCAGAAGGAACUACAACCGGCAGAUGGACCCGUCAGCGCGGCCUUGGUGCGCAAGGCUGCACGGAAACUGGCGGAGCGGACAGUCAAGGCCCAGAUGAAAGGGUUCCAGAGCUUUGCGGUUAUGGCUGACUGGGACAGCCACUGGAAGACUCUGGAUAAGGCGUUUGAGAAGAGACAACUUGGUGUGUUUCGGGAAAUGGUCGAGAAAGGCUUGAUCUAUCGGAGGUUCAAACCGGUCUACUGGUCGCCUUCCACCGGCACGGCGCUGGCGGAGGCGGAGCUGGAAUACAAGGAAGAUCAUAUCUCGACUGCUGCUUUGGUGAAAUUUCCUCUCGUUACGAUGCCGUCGCACUUGGCUCAGGAUCCUUUGAUUAAAGGGAAGACUGUCAGCGCUGUCAUCUGGACUACUACUCCGUGGACUCUCCCCGCAAACGCGGCCAUCUCGAUUCAUCCGGACUUGGAGUACGCGAUCGUCGACUCGGACACCCAGGGCUAUCUUCUCAUCGCGCAAUCUCGGUUGGAGUAUCUUGAAGGCAUUCUUAAAGAAGACCUAUCGGUGAUUGUGCCAGGUAUCUCUGGCGCGACACUUGCAGAUCAGACCACGUACCACCCUCUGUUCAAGGGACCCGAUGCGGAACCGCAACCUGUCAUUGCUGCGGACUUCGUCACCGCUGACUCUGGUUCUGGCCUCGUCCAUUGCGCACCAGGUCAUGGUAUGGAAGAUUACGAAGCUUGUGUAUCCCGAGGAAUUCCGGCUUUCGCUCCCGUGGACGACAAUGGUAGAUUCACCGACAAGGCCAUGCCCAUUGACCCCAAGAGACUAAGCGGCAAGAGUGUCCUGGACGACGGAAAUGCCGCCGUUCUUGAAUACGUCGAAUCCGAAGGUCAACUGAUUACAAAGCACCGGUACGAGCACAAGUAUCCUUACGACUGGCGGUCUAAGCUUCCCAUCAUCAUCCGAGCUACUGAGCAGUGGUUCGCCGACGUGGCCGACAUCCGUAGUAGUGCCAUGAAGUCGUUGGAGAAUGUCAACUUCGUUCCGGCUUCUGGGAGACAGCGACUGGAGAACUUUGUCAAGAACCGGAGUGAGUGGUGUAUCUCGCGCCAGCGCGCUUGGGGUGUACCUAUUCCAGCACUUUACCACCGUGGUACAGGCGAUGCCUUGCUUACCAAGGAGAGCGUGUCGCAUAUUAUGAACGUGAUCGAGGAGCGGGGUAUUGAUGCAUGGUGGAAGGACGAUGCCAACGACUCUGCCUGGGUUCUACCAUCUCUGCGUGAUGCAUCUGGCCCUGGUUACCGACGAGGAACUGAUACCAUGGAUGUGUGGUUCGACAGUGGCACCAGCUGGACCGAGAUCGAUGUUCCUUACCGCGAAGAUGGUUCACCUGCAGAUGUCUACCUGGAGGGCACCGAUCAACACCGUGGAUGGUUCCAGUCUGGACUCCUCACGUUCAUCGCCCAUCAGCUGGCCUCCGGAAAGACCACUACCCCCCGUGCGCCGUUCAAGCACCUGAUCACCCAUGGGUUUACCCUGGAUGAAGAAGGCCGCAAGAUGAGCAAAUCUAUUGGUAAUACGAUCCACCCGCAAUCCAUCAUGGAUGGAACCCUCCUGCCGCCUCUCAAGCCGAGGAAAGGCAAGGGGAAGAAGCAGGCAGAAAACCAGGGCCCCGUCUACGACGCACUCGGCCCGGACGCCCUUCGGAUGUGGGUUGCAAGCAGUGACUACACGCGGGACGUUGUGAUUGGAAAGCAGGUCCUUCAAACCGUGAACACCAGUCUUCACAAGUACCGUGUGACCUUCAAGCUUUUGCUGGGUGCCUUGUCGGACUUCAACCCACAGGACCGCUUCUCGUAUGACCAGUUGCAGGAAGUCGAUCGCAUUGCCCUGAAGCAUCUGUCUGAGAUGGUUCUGACCAGCCAGAAGGCCUGUGAGAAUUUCGAGUUCUACAAGGCCGUGAAUGCUAUCAACCGCUGGGCUAACCUCGAGUUUUCCGCAUUCUACAUGGAGGCUCUCAAGGAUCGUCUCUACACAUACGCUGAGAACAGCGCCAGCCGACGUGCUGCACAGACGACGCUAUUCCACAUCUACCAGCACUUCCAAGAGGUGCUAGCUCCGAUCACCCCGAUGCUCGUGGAGGAGACCUGGGAGCAUACCCCCGAGGCCAUCAAAGCCCAAUUCGAGCACCCUCUGAGACGUAUUGUCUCCGCGCCUGCCCCGGAAUGGCAGAAUGAAGCCCUGGAGGCGGACUACCAGAAUAUUGUGGCGGUCAACUCGGUUGUCAAGACCGUUCAGGAGAGGGCCCGGGGCCAGAAGCAGAUGGGCUCGUCUCUUCAGUCCUUUGUCCACAUUGUUCUCCCCGAAGGUACUACGAUGGACUCCGUCUUCCAUCGCAACCUGGCUGAGCUCCCGGACGUGUUUGUUGUCUCAUCCGUUAGUCUCGGGGCCCAUAGGGAGCCGAUGCCGGAGGCCCUCACCGAAGCAGAGUGGCAAUACAGCGAAGAGUACGAGCUUCCGAGUGGAGCGAAGGGCACGUGUCCGCGCUGCUGGCGUUAUGUGGUGGAGUCAGAGGCCCCGGAAGAGACGGUGUGCGGGCGCUGCGAGGAGGUUGUACAAGAGUUGGAUGCAUCGUCCUGA